Molecule: messenger RNA, 8225 nt
Organism: Hippoglossus stenolepis (Pacific halibut)
Lineage: Eukaryota; Metazoa; Chordata; Actinopteri; Pleuronectiformes; Pleuronectidae
Gene: dop1a
Product: DOP1 leucine zipper like protein A
Exons: 38
Coding region: 405-7910 (2501 amino acids)
Biological process (GO): Golgi to endosome transport
Cellular component (GO): trans-Golgi network; endosome
Source: RefSeq, a predicted model, not a curated record
UGCGGAACUGACCCGCAGUGCAGUCUGGGAGCUGACAGACGUCUCUCUGCGCUUCAAGCUAACGACGCUCAUCGCUGUUUAUUUACACACAGCGGCACACCGGAAUAUGUAGCAUAUGGUCACCUGUCGUCUGCGGACAAAGCUGCUUCCUGUCACCGGGACGCGACUCGUGUGAGCGGGAGACAUCAGAGCUGCCGGGGCCCUGGCUGCAUCUCCAUCACUGCAACAACCUGCUGCUAGCGUUAGCACAGCUCGCUGCUCACAUCGCGGAAGCUGCCAGUCUCUGUCUUCCUCCGCCAGCCGGACACACGAAUGAAUGACAGCCGCUGGCCUGUGUCGGAUCACGGUGUGAUGUAUAUAUGUGUCCCCGGUGUUUUACAAUAGCAUAAAAACCACCCAGGAGAAUGAAUGCAGAGGAAGUGGAGCUGCUCAGUGACUCCAAGUACAGGAACUAUGUGGCAGCAGUGGACAAAGCCCUCAAGAACUUUGAGUACUCCAGUGAGUGGGCAGAUCUCAUCUCUGCACUGGGUAAACUCAACAAGGUUUUGCAGAACAAUGCAAAAUAUCAAGUGGUUCCCAAGAAGUUGACGAUAGGCAAACGGCUGGCCCAAUGCCUCCACCCCGCCCUGCCCAGCGGGGUCCACCGCAAGGCCUUGGAGACAUAUGAGAUCAUCUUCAAGAUCAUUGGCCCCAAGAGGCUAGCCAAAGACCUCUUUCUUUACAGCUCUGGGCUGUUCCCUUUACUCUCCAAUGCUGCCAUGUCUGUGAAGCCUGUGCUGUUGGGGCUCUAUGAGACCUACUACCUGCCCCUGGGGAAGACUCUGAAACCAGGCCUCCAGGGGCUACUGACCGGGGUCCUGCCUGGUCUGGAGGAGGGCUCUGAGUACUAUGACAGAACCAAUACCCUGUUGGAGAAGGUGGCUGCAGCAGUGGAGCAGUCGGCCUUCUACAGUGCCUUGUGGGGCAGCAUCCUGACCAGCCCCGCUGUGCGUCUCCCCGGGGUCUCCUUUGUCCUGCUGCACCUCAAUCGCAAACUCUCCAUGGAAGACCAGCUCUAUGUCAUCGGCAGCGACAUCGAGCUCAUGGUGGAGGCGGUCAGCACCUCAGUCCAGGACUCCAGUGUGUUGGUGCAGAGGAGCACCCUGGACCUGAUCCUCUUCUGCUUCCCUUUCCACAUGAGCCAGGCGACUCGCCCUGACAUGAUCCGGAUCCUGUCAGCAGCCUUGCAUGUGGUUUUGAGAAGAGACAUGUCCCUCAAUCGCAGACUCUAUGCCUGGCUGCUGGGCUUUGAUAACAAUGGGGUGAUAAUAGGCCCCCGCAGCACGCGACAGAGCAACCCAGAGGAGCACGCUAGCCACUACUUCAACACCUUCUCUAAAGACAUGCUGGUCCAGGCGAUGAUAGGGAUCUUGCAGGGCAAGGCCCGAGGUGGUGAAGAGGAGAGUAUCCUCAUGCACGACCUCAAGCCAUUUCGCAUCCUCAUCAGUUUGCUGGACAAACCAGAGCUCGGUCCACAAAUCCUAGAGGACGUUUUGAUUGAGGUGUUUCGGACUCUGCACACACAGUGUCGAACAGAGCUGGACCUCCAAAACCAGAGUCCAUUCAGCAAAGACCACACACACCUCAGCAGCAAAUUACGAGAGAACAAGAAGACGGCCGAACUUAUUAAAACAGCCAACCUCCUGUUCAACUCGUUUGAGCCGUACUACAUGUGGGACUACAUCGCUCGCUGGUUUGAGGAAUGCUGCAGGAGGACGGUGAACAGCAGCACACGUGCAGAGCAGCAUUCUGGUUGCGUAGAUCCUCCUGAGCUCUCAUUGGUAGAGUUCUGUCAGCUGGUCGAUUUCCUGCUGGAUAUUGUUUCUUUGCCUACUAGAAGCAUGAGGGUAAUCUGCCAGGAGACGUACAUAGAGAUCCAGACUGAGCAUCUUCCUCAGCUGCUGUUGCGCAUGGUGGCGGCUCUGACCUGUCAUCUGCAGGCCCUGGGCCUCGGGGAGCUCACCCACUGUCUUCGCCUCUGCUCCAAGAUCCUCAGCAAAGUGCAGCCCCCUCUGGUGUCCCCUCUGGCCCUGCCCUCGGGCUCCCAGGGGCCUCAGGGUCAUUCUAACUCCACUGGCAACUCCUCAAGAUCAGCAAAGGAUAACAGCAGAGACAAGGAGGACAAACGGCCUCUCCCAGCUACACUGGAGCAGCCUGGCAGUUUAGACGUAUUUGAGGAUGGGGAAAACCCUUCUAGCAGUCGCUCCUCAGAAAGUGGCUUCACAGACUUUGUCCAGUACCUGGGAGAUGGCCCCCAGCAAACGGAAAGCAUCCCCCAUUCCCACUCAGCGGUCAAAGCAGGCCGACGCUCCUCAGGCCCAUCUCAGACCAAGCCUGUGGACAAACCAGUCAUGCAGUGCUGCCUGGAGCACUUCCAGCAGUUCCUCUCCCGGCUCAUCAGCCUGUAUAUCACCCCGGGACGGGUGGACAGACCUGAGGAUGAAAGAACUGAAGUCAUGCGUUCGGGGCUCCUGGUUUCAGAGGGCCCCCAGCACUGUGAUUAUACUGAGAUGUGCUCAGAAGGCGGCUUGGUCCAUAGGGAGUAUGUUGCUGCCUUCACUGCUGCUUGCCAGCUCUUCCUAGAAUGCUCCAGUUUCCCUGUCUACAUCGCAGAGGGCAACCUCAAGUCCUCACCCACACAGGAGGAGCAGUUGGACAGUGAACAGGUCCGUCUGCCAGUGUGGCUGCAGACACUGAUGGAUGCCUCCUGCCUGGCCAGUGACUUCAGCCUGCAGGGUGUCGCCAUCUCCCUACUCAUGGACCUCAUAGGACUCACUCAGUCGGUUGCCAUGGUGACAGCUGAGAGUGUGGCGUCUGGCGACAACACAGAGUCCCCCCAGCCCAUGAGCCCCAGCCAGGGUCGCGUUGCUGUUGUCAUCAGGCCACCGCUCACUCAGGGAAUCCUCAAGUACAUCGCUGAUAAGACAGAAUUCUUCAAGAGUGUGGCCUUGAUCUUGUGGGACCAGUUGAGCGAAGGAACACCUCAACACCAUCAACGCAGCGUGGAGCUUUUUUACCAGCUCCACAACCUGGUGCCUUCCUCCAGCAUCUGUGAGGACGUCAUCAGUCAGCAACUCAUGCACAGAGACAAGAGAAUUAGGUUGGAGGCCCACGUGAAGUUUUCUGUGCUGUGGCAUUUGACACGAGAUUUGAACAUCACCAAGUCCUCUCCUUUUAGUCGCACGUUUGACAGAUCGCUCUUCAUCAUGCUCGACAGUCUGAGUUAUUGGGAUCCAUGUACCACUGCUGUUGGUCGGGCUUGGCUCAAUCAGGUCCUUCAGAGACAUGAUAUCGCUCGGGUCCUUGAGCCACUUCUCCUCGUACUGCUCCACCCAAAGACCCACAGAGUGUCCAUUCAGAAGGUACAAGCCCAGCGGCACUGGGCCCAGGUCUUUCCUGAACCACCUGAACAGGAGCCAUCAGAACUUACCUACACCAGGGACUCUGGCUUCUCCGACAACUUCGGUCAGUUCCACGGGGAGAGGAUUACACAAGAUGAGCUCCGAAGCCUGGCGAUGGGCGACAUGGAGCCGUUCUGUCUGACUGUGAACCCGCUGAGUGACAGCCUGUCCUUACUGAGCCUGAGCAGUGAUAACUUGCAACUAGCUGGUGCAUAUCAGCCUGCUGACCAGCAGGGGGAGGCCCAGAGCUCAGAGUCCAGUGGUUCUCAUUCGUCAACAGUGGAAAAUGGCAGCUUUGAGGAACCAGAGGGUGUCAACAGCACAGUAAAUGGUUCAGACCAGCAGCCUGGUUCCUCAGAUGACUUGUCAGAGGACUCUGUGGAAGUUGUUGUGUCCUCUGUUAUUAAAGAGCUUAUCGACAGGGUUCAGACAUUAGCAGAUGAGGGAUCGCUUGAAGUCUCAUAUCCACCUGAGAACUGGCCGCAGACCGACACAGACAGCACUUCCUCAGAUACCUCGACUGGUCUCCGUCUUGACGCCGGUCCUCUUUCCAUCUCCAACCACCAGACUCUGCCGGAGAUGCUGGCUGGAGGAACGCUCGAGUUCCUCUCUGUCACACAGGCUGAUAUAUUGGCAGAGGAGCAACGUAAAGAUGGUAUUACCCGUCAUAGUUCCUCUCCUUCCAUUGUCACGUUGCCAGACAGCUCUGACCCAGCCACCCCAGACCACAACCUGCGGGUCGAUGACCCUCAGGCCCGCAAACGUAGCCACAGCAGCACCCAGCUCAGUCUUAAAGGGAAAAUCAUGGAGAGGCUGGCAGACAAGUCUCCCGGGGCAAAGCCCAAAAUCAAGAAGGCCAAGAGGAAAGAGGAGAUGAGGCAGAGAAAGGCAGCCAGUCAAGCCGAGAAACUGCGGCCGCCCAGUAUUUUCUUUGGGGACAGCCUGGACCUAGAGAACUGGUACAGCUGUGGGGAAGGUGAGGUAUCAGAGAUUGAGAGUGACACUGGCUCACCCAGUGGCUGCCCUGGUGGAAGUGUUGGGGGUGUCAGUGUCACAGGACGCAGAUCAUCCUCUGCCCCGCCUCGUUUUAACAUCCACCCUCUCUACCAGCAUGUUCUGCUCUACCUCCAGCUGUACGACUCCUCCCGGGCCCUGCACGCCCUGUCAGCCAUCGCAGCCAUGCUAAAAGCAGCGCCCUCAGGGUUUGUAAGUGCCAUCUCCACCACCAGCAUCAACAACACCUACACUCCACAGCUCUCUCUGCUCCAAAACCUCCUAGCACGUCACAGGGUCUCUGUAAUGGGCAAAGACUUCUACUGCCCCAUCCCCCAGGACUCCCACUCCCACUCAUUUCGCAGCGCCAUGUACCUGGAGAUAAUCAUCUCGCUUUGUCUUUAUUUCCUAAGAAGCUAUUACUCUGCCCACUUGGCGGCAGGCCCUCAGGACUUGGCAGGAAACCGAGCCAUGCAGCUGACCAGCGUGGAGGUCUUAGCUCUCCUCUUCAGCGAGCUUUCCAAAGUCACAGGUGGCUCUGCAAAGGGCUUUGCUAGUUUCAUCAGUGAUGUCCUCUUCAAGUGCAAAGUUCAAAAGGUGGUCCUCCAUUGCCUGCUGUCCUCUAUAUUCAGCGCUCAGAAAUGGCACGAGCAGCGAGUGGCAGGUGUUAAUGUGGCCACAGUGGAGGAGGGUCUGUCUGAGGAUAGCGUGAUCAACCUGUCAGAGGACCAGAUUGACAGCUGUAGCGCUGUCCAGUCACAGUUGUUAAGACUGUUGCAGAGCCUUGUCGUACUUGAGCACAGAGUCCUGGUGCCAGCCGAUGAAGGAGGAGAAGGAGGACCCGUGGGAGGAGGCGCAGGAGUUGCAGGGACGGGAGGCGGUGCCGGGGCAGGGUUUGAGAUUCUCGGCGGGGAAGUGGAGCAUGUCAACCCUCAGCAGCCCAUGACAUCACUUCAAUACUUGCAUGGACAGCCAAUCACAUCGCAGGGAAUGUUCCUGUGUGCAGUGAUCAGGGCACUCCAUCAGCACCAUGCGUGUAAGAUGCAUCCACAGUGGAUCGGGCUUAUAACAGCCACACUGCCAUACAUGGGGAGGGUGCUGAAGAGGGUCGUGGCCUCCGUCACUCUCCAGCUUUGCAGGAACCUGGACAACCUUCUUCAGCAGUACCGCUACGAGACGGGGAUAAUUGAUAUAAGACCGCAGUGGAUCGCUCUCUGCAUCCCCCCUGACCUGAUUCUGACAGUACUGGAGGGAAUAACAGCCAUCAUCCAUUACUGCCUGCUGGAUCCCACUUCCCAAUAUCACCAGCUACAAGUGAGUGUUGACCAGAAGCACUUGGCUGAGGCUCGCUCAGGUAUCCUGUCCAUCCUGCACACCAUCAUGUCGUCUGUCACCCUGCUCUGGAGUGUCCUCCACCAGGCUGACAACUCAGACAAGCCAGCCGCUGCCUCCGCUGCUUCUGCUUCCAACAUCAACCUGGGCUCCACGAAGAACCUUCGUCAGCAAAUUUUAGAGCUACUGGGUCCAAUCUCAAUGAACCACGGUGCUCACUUCAUGGCAGCAAUUGCCUACGUUUGGAACGAGAGGAAACAGGUCAAGACUCCAGUCAGAAAUAAGGUGAUCCCUGUAGCCAGUGAAGAGCAGCUGCUGCUGGUUGAGCUGGUUCGCUCAGUGAGUGCUAUGCGCACGGAAACAGUCAUGCAGACAGUCAAAGAGGUUCUGAAACAGCCACCUGCCAUCGCAAAGGACAAGAAGCAUCUCUCUUUAGAGGUCUGCAUGCUGCAGUUCUUCUUUGCCUACGUCCAGAGGAUCCCUGUGUCCAGUUUAGUGGACAGCUGGCCGUCUCUGCUGGCCCUGCUGAAGGACUCUGUACAGUUGGGUCUUCCUGCCCCUGGACAGUUUCUUAUACUGGGAGUUCUGAAUGAGUUCAUUUUGAAGAACCCCAAUCUGGAGAACAAGAAGGACCAGAGGGAGCUGCAGGACGUGACCCAUAAAGUUGUGGAGGCCAUCGGGACGAUUGCAGGCUCCUCUCUGGAGCAAACUACAUGGUUGAGGAGAAACCUGGAGGUGAAGGCUUCUCCUCAGAUCGUUGUGGAUGGGACAAACCUGGAAGCUGACGUAGAAGAUUUAAUGCUCACAGUGAUGGAGGCCUCCAGCUUCACUCCAUCAGUGUACAGCGUUCAUGCCCUCACGCUGUUGGCUGAGGUGCUGGCUCAUCUGUUGGACAUGGUGUUCUACAGUGACGAGAAGGAGAGAGUGAUCCCGCUGCUGGUUAAUAUCAUGCACUAUGUAGUGCCCUACCUCCGCAACCACAGUGCUCACAACGCCCCCAGCUACCGGGCCUGCAUCCAACUGUUAAGCAGCCUAAGUGGGUACCAAUACACCCGACGUGCUUGGAAGAAGGAGGCCUUUGACCUUUUCAUGGACCACACCUUCUUCCAGAUGGACUCAUCCUGCGUCAGUCACUGGAGAGCCAUCAUUGACCACCUGAUGACUCACGACAAAACCACAUUCAGAGACCUCAUGACCCGCGUUGCUGUGGCCCAGAGCAGCUCUCUGAGUCUGUUCACCAACAGAGACGCAGAGCUGGAGCAGAGGGCCAUGCUGCUCAAACGCCUCGCCUUCACCAUCUACAGCAGCGAAGUGGACCAGUACCAGAAAUACCUGCCAGACAUACAAGAGCGCCUGGUGGAGAGCCUGCGUCUUCCUCAGGUGCCCAUCCUCCAUGCUCAGGUGUUCCUGUUCUUCAGAGUGCUGCUGCUGCGCAUUUCACCUCAACACCUCACCUCCCUGUGGCCCACCAUGAUCACUGAACUGGUUCAGGUGUUUCUACUGAUGGAGCAGGAGCUGACAGCGGAUGAAGACAUAUCAAGGACAUCAGGUCCGUCAGUGGCUGGGUUGGAGACCACGUACUCUGGUGGAAACGGCUUCUCCACCUCCUACAACAGCCAGCGCUGGCUCAACCUCUAUCUGUCUGCCUGCAAGCUCCUGGACCUGGCCUUGGCUCUUCCUCCUGAGAGUCUGCCUCAGUUCCAGAUGUACCGCUGGGCCUUUAUCCCGGAGGCCUCAGACGAUUCAGGAUUGGAAGUGAGACGUCAGGGGACUCAUCAGAGGGAGUUUAAGCCCUACGUGGUCCGACUGGCCAAGCUGCUGAGGAAACGGGCGAAGAAAAACCCAGAGGAGGACUGCUCCACGCGAACCCUGUCCUGGGAGCCGGGUCACCUAAUGCUGACCCUGUACGUGAUCCGCAGCAUGGAGCAGCUGCUGCCGUUCUUCAACCUGCUCAGCCAAGUGUUCAACAGCAAGGCCAGCAGCCGCUCAGGUCCCGCCUUCACCCACAACCCCGCAAACUCCUCCUUCCAGGGCCACAAGGAGGGCCACAAGCUGGAGAGCCAGAAAGUGUUCUGGAGUCGAGCGCGGCAGAACAUCGAGGAGAUGGUGGAAAAAGACUUUCUCGAGGGACUCAUCAAGACGUGAGGACAUGGCAGAGGACAGAGUAACAUGGGGAUUAACUCAUAACUGAUCAACACUCGUGAAAAACCUCAACCUGUACACUACAAAAUAAGGGAAUACAAGUGGAGAAAACAUAGUUUGUACAUUUUUUUCUAUUUAUAAUGAUUAUUUUACUUUUCAAAAGCUAUUGUCUUUCAUUUUAAUUAUUUGUAUAUAUGGAGCAGCUUUUGUUGACUGACUUUUAACAUUACAUUCAAGUCAUUUGGGGGCAAAGUGAAGAUGCUGUGCCAUUCCAUAUCGAUGUGACUUAAUAAAUAAAGAUUUAUAAUAGGAGGGUUA